This is a messenger RNA of Spizellomyces punctatus DAOM BR117, 1258 nucleotides long. RefSeq lists its product as uncharacterized. The coding region runs from base 379 to 732 and encodes 117 amino acids. The record is from RefSeq and is a predicted model, not a curated record. Lineage: Eukaryota; Fungi; Chytridiomycota; Chytridiomycetes; Spizellomycetales; Spizellomycetaceae. The transcript is spliced from 4 exons.
CCUGUCCUUUGAAUUGCUACCGUUAUGCAUACUCGGUUACAACCACUUAGCGCAACAGCAUUGUGGGCUCUGCACUUGGCAAAACGGAACUCUUCGUCUCUCAUUUGGCCAGUUCAAGUCCGUGGAUGGGAACUCUAUUAUCAAUGCUGAGAAGAAUAGACUGGUUCCGGGCUCCUAUACUCUUAAAAUAGGGUAUGAUGCUUCCUCGAUUGCGGAUCUCGGAUGAUUUGGACGAAAAAUGAGUUUUAUCAAAGAGGAGGGGAUGUACGCUUGAUUGAUUCUCUUGCAGGAGAAACAAUUUGGCAACGAGGUCUUCAUGGGAAUGGGCGUUGUGAUUUGAUAAUGCGAUAACCCUAAGGCCAACCAGAGAUAGAGUUCAUGAAUGGAACCUCAGGGCCUAAUGGGUGGUGUAACGCUCAUACUCUACUAUCUGGAGAUGACUGUGGCAGCAUUGCGAUUGCUUACGGUGCGAAAGUUAUUGAGGCUUACAAUCAUUUAAGCUGUGCUUGCCCUGGUGCUGUACGACCAAUCAACGUCUGUGUGUUUGCUGGAACGCCCACACCCCACCGAUACGCUGUCGCCGGAUGGAAGUUGCCGAUUUGUGGAAGUCGGCCAGAACGGAAAUGCUGUGAUCAACUUGCCAGCUCCUGCGGUAUAUUGAUGGCGGCGAACCGGGAUUCAGUGCACUCAUUCACAAACCUUUCAACGGUACUGUUGCUCGAAAGGAGUUAAACCCUGUCGCCGAUAUUUCAGGAUUUUUAAACAUGAGUCAGACGUGAUUCCGAGUUUGAUAAGUGCGCAAAGUUCGCUGCGCUUUCAAUUGCAGAGAUAGAAUCCUGGAUUGCAAGGAAUUGGCGAUGGACCGGUUGUAGCAAGCCUACAGAAUGGGAUGAAAGUGUGUUUGUCGCCUGGAACUCCUCCACAACCUAAAAUUAGUCCAUGUAUGUGAGGCAUUUAUCAGUAUUUAUCAGUUGCUUACUUUGGGGUUAUGCAUAGAGGCACAAUGUGAAGUGGCAACAAAUGGAAGUCUUGUGUGAACACUCAAAGCAUGCUGUGGAAAGUCGGGAUUCGGUGGUACCACGACCGAAUUCUGCACUGUCGUCCCUGGCGCACCUGGUAAAUGGAUGCCAACAAAACUGUGACAUGACAAUUCCUAGCGAACGUCGCAAAUGAGGCAAGUGCCGUAAGUUUUAGGUUACCGACAUUAUCGCGACCCAAUGGACGCAUGGGUAAAUAAUUCAAUGUGGGCUUCUGAAUA